AUGUCUAAAUGCGAGCUGAUUGAGCUGAAGGACCUCAGUGUAAAUGAUCCCAUUGAGCUGGCUGCACCUGCGGCCCGCACAGCGCCUCCACCUGUAAACCCAGGCCAGCCCAGCCACUUCCAUGUCGUCCGUCUGGUCGGAGACAGCGUCAGCAUCGAGGCACCCUGGUGUCAGACAGGAGAGGCUGCAGUGGGUCAUGACUUUCAGCCCUACAGUCACACCCAUCUCACCUGGUGUGACCUGUGUGGAGAAUUCAUCUGGGGUCUUUAUAAGCAAAGCUUACGCUGCGCCAACUGCAGUUAUACUUGUCACUACCGCUGCCGACCAUUCAUCCAGCUGGACUGCAGCACAGACGGAAGUCUGUCAACAGACCAGGAGGAUUUCUCUGUGGACUCCAUCGAGACGGACACAAACGUGGAUGAACAGGUCGAUUGGGGUAAACAGAAGCUGACUGUUAGUGAGAUUCAGCACAAGGUUAAGGAGUAUAAUGCACAGAUCAACAGCAACCUUUACAUGGUGGUCAAUAAAGACGGGUCCUACACUGGUUUCAUCAAGGUCCACUUUCAGUUAGUCCGUCCUAUCUCCCUCCCUCCCCGUCAGAGCCUGUGCUCCACACAGGACGACGAUCAGCAGGACAGACGGCUGAAACGGCGGACGUCUUUCUACCUCCCCAAAGAUACUGCCAAGCACCUGCAUAUAAGCUCCCAAACACGAGUGCGGGAAGUCAUCGAGGCGUUGCUCAACAAGUUCACCGUGGUGGACAACCCAGCCAAGUUUGCCCUGUUUGAACGCACAGAGAGACAAAGUCAAGUGUGCAUGCGUAAACUGUCCGAUGACGAGUGUCCCCUCUACCUGCGCUUGUGUGCUGGUCCCAGUGAAAAAGUCCUGAGUCUGGUUUUGAAAGAGAAUGAGACAGGGGAUGUUAAUUGGGACGCGUUUAGUUUUCCUGAGCUGUGCAACUUUCUGCGAAUCCUGAAGCGUGAAGAAGAAGAGCAUGUGCGGCAGAUUGUGAAGCGCUACGCUAAUGCUAGAGACAUGAUGAAGCAGGCCAUGACAGGGAUUACUACUCCUGGUUGACUUUGAGCAAUUGAGCUGAUACUCUUGUUUAAACAUGAAGAAGAACACAACCACUUUGAAUAGUAUUGGUUGAUCAGCAGUGCAAAGGAGAAGGAGAAGGAGAGAGCUGGAGGAAUGGGGUGCUGUUUAUUUAGCAGGAAUACUGCUGUUACCGUUAUGUGAACUACCUAAAGGUUUAUGCCCUGUUAAAUUUGUGCAAGCAGAGUCACCUGUUGUGAACUGAAGGGGGAAAAAUAAUUAUUUUGGACUUAAUUAGAUGCAGUUCUUUCUUAAAAAACAUGCUGCUCAACUGGAUUAUUUAUAGCAGAAUUUAAAAGACAAUUUUAGUCUUUCUGGUCAUUUACCAUUUGAUAUGUAGUUUCAUUUAUAUAUUAUGUGAACGGUUUUGAAAG
Chelmon rostratus (copperband butterflyfish) is the source of this 1469-nucleotide messenger RNA. It is a transcript of the gene rassf1, whose product is annotated as Ras association domain family member 1. The transcript has 6 exons. NCBI's taxonomy places the organism in Eukaryota, Metazoa, Chordata, Actinopteri, Chaetodontiformes, Chaetodontidae. The coding region runs from base 1 to 1077 and encodes 358 amino acids. The record is from RefSeq and is a predicted model, not a curated record. Gene Ontology annotation, biological process: Ras protein signal transduction. Gene Ontology annotation, cellular component: nucleus; microtubule cytoskeleton.